This is a messenger RNA of Grammomys surdaster, 7091 nucleotides long. It is a transcript of the gene Pdpk1, whose product is annotated as 3-phosphoinositide dependent protein kinase 1. Lineage: Eukaryota; Metazoa; Chordata; Mammalia; Rodentia; Muridae. Gene Ontology annotation, molecular function: protein serine/threonine kinase activity; ATP binding. The coding region runs from base 129 to 1808 and encodes 559 amino acids. The record is from RefSeq and is a predicted model, not a curated record. The transcript has 14 exons. Gene Ontology annotation, biological process: intracellular signal transduction; peptidyl-serine phosphorylation.
GGCAGGCGGCGGGGCGGGCGCAGGAUGAGGGCGGCCAUUGCUGGGGCUCCGCCGCGGGGAGGAGGACGCUGAGGAGGCGCCGAGCAGCGCAACGCUGCGCGGGAGGCGCCCGCGCCGACUUGGGGCUCAUGGCCAGGACCACCAGCCAGCUGUAUGACGCUGUGCCCAUUCAGUCCAGUGUGGUGCUAUGUUCCUGCCCAUCCCCAUCAAUGGUGAGGUCCCAGACUGAGCCCAGCUCGUCCCCUGGCAUUCCUAGUGGUGUUAGCAGGCAGGGAUCCACCAUGGACGGCACCACAGCUGAAGCCCGGCCAAGCACCAACCCCUUGCAGCAGCACCCUGCCCAGCUGCCACCACAGCCUCGCAAGAAACGCCCUGAAGACUUCAAGUUUGGGAAAAUUCUUGGCGAGGGCUCUUUUUCCACAGUUGUUCUGGCCCGAGAACUGGCCACUUCCAGAGAAUAUGCUAUUAAAAUUCUGGAGAAACGUCAUAUUAUAAAAGAAAACAAAGUCCCGUAUGUAACUAGAGAGAGAGAUGUGAUGUCACGCCUGGAUCACCCCUUCUUUGUGAAACUUUACUUUACAUUUCAGGACGACGAAAAGCUGUAUUUUGGCCUUAGUUAUGCCAAAAAUGGAGAGCUACUUAAAUACAUCCGCAAAAUUGGUUCAUUUGAUGAGACCUGUACCCGAUUUUACACAGCUGAGAUUGUGUCUGCUUUAGAGUACUUGCAUGGCAAGGGCAUCAUUCACAGAGACCUUAAACCAGAAAACAUUUUGUUAAACGAAGACAUGCACAUCCAGAUCACAGAUUUUGGAACAGCAAAAGUGUUAUCCCCAGAGAGCAAACAAGCCAGGGCCAACUCAUUUGUAGGAACAGCACAGUAUGUUUCUCCAGAGCUGCUCACAGAGAAGUCGGCGUGUAAAAGUUCAGACCUUUGGGCCCUUGGAUGUAUCAUCUAUCAGCUUGUGGCAGGACUCCCACCAUUCAGAGCUGGAAAUGAAUAUCUUAUAUUUCAGAAGAUUAUUAAGCUGGAAUAUGAUUUCCCAGAAAAAUUCUUCCCUAAGGCAAGAGAUCUUGUGGAAAAACUCUUGGUUUUAGAUGCCACAAAGCGUUUAGGCUGUGAAGAGAUGGAAGGGUACGGGCCUCUCAAAGCUCAUCCAUUCUUUGAGUCCAUCACAUGGGAGAAUUUGCAUCAGCAGACACCUCCGAAGCUCACAGCUUACUUGCCAGCCAUGUCAGAAGAUGAUGAAGACUGCUAUGGCAAUUACGACAAUCUCCUGAGCCAGUUUGGCUGCAUGCAGGUGUCAUCCUCCUCCUCUUCCCACUCCCUGUCUACGGUGGAUGCCAGCCUGCCCCAGAGGUCGGGCAGCAACAUAGAGCAGUACAUCCAUGAUUUGGACACUAACUCUUUUGAACUAGACUUACAGUUUUCAGAAGAUGAAAAAAGGUUGUUAUUGGAAAAGCAAGCCGGUGGAAACCCUUGGCACCAGUUUGUAGAAAAUAAUCUAAUAUUAAAAAUGGGCCCAGUGGAUAAGCGAAAGGGUUUAUUUGCAAGACGACGACAAUUAUUACUCACAGAAGGGCCACAUUUAUAUUAUGUUGAUCCUGUCAACAAGGUCUUGAAAGGUGAAAUUCCAUGGUCACAAGAGCUCCGACCAGAAGCCAAGAAUUUUAAAACUUUCUUUGUCCACACGCCUAACAGGACGUAUUACCUGAUGGAUCCAAGCGGGAAUGCUCACAAGUGGUGCAGAAAGAUCCAGGAGGUUUGGAGGCAGCAGUACCAGAGCAAUCCAGAUGCUGCUGUGCAGUGACGCGGCCUGCGGCCGGGCUGCCUAUCGCUGCCAGGAUACCUGCCCCAGCGCGGCUCGGCCGCCACCCAGGACACUUCCAGACCACCUGCCAGCCAUCUCGAGGAGAACAUAGAUGGCAGAAACCUUGCAGCUUUUUUAUUUAAAAGAAAAGAAGAAAAAAGAACCCAACCACACAAAGAACAAAACAAAUCGCCAACAAACAGGAAUUCAGGGUCGCUUUGCUUGCUCUCUGUGCUCUGUGGUGGCUUCCUUGCACUGCUGUGGCCAUGGAGACCCAGCUCCUUGCACGGUAGUCCAGCUUCUGCCCAGACCAGUGGCCAGAUUUGGCAUCACCAGCCCCUCCUAGCACCCACAGGAACUGCAUGUCUGCCUCUGCCCUUCCCCGCCUGAUACACACAGCUCCUGCUGUGACUGAGGGACUGGGUGUAUCUGGCCUACCCCAGUUGUUGCAGAAUCCUUCACCAGGAGCCCCUUCACUCCUCUCCUGGGGUAGUCACCAGCUUGCUGUGGGGACAAGGCUGUUAGCUUGUGUAUGCUCUCCCUUCCUUGAAUCCCUCGUAUGGCCCUAGAAAUUUGGUCAGGUGUGUUUCUGGUGACAUUAUUUCUGUGGUUCCUGCCUUACAGUAGGCAGGUUAUACGGUGAGAAGAAUGAAGGCUGUUGUAGUUACAGGUGCCCUUACUGGGCUCUGCUCUAGCGUUCCACUUCCUAGAAGUUUAUCCGGUGAACUAGACACCAAGCCAAGCACCUGUCCAGGAGGGUUGCUGUUAUAUCAGCACCUAGGUAAUACCAACUAGAUUAUUAUCAGAUACAGAAUUCUGUCCUGAACCUGGACAAGGCUGGAGGUACUAUGGAGAAUCCAGCCUGGGCUCCUGCUUCCAUGUAGAGAAGUGGGGCAGCAGGCCCUCUUGGGAGUUUCUGCACAGGUUUAAGUGUGUAGACCACAUGCCCUAUGAGGCAGGCACUGAGAAAACCCUAAGGUGUGCCCCAUUAUCCCUCCUAGCCUCACCUGGGAUGCAGUAGGUAAACACUUCUCAGCUAGCUCCAUUUUUACAACUCUGUUGAAAAUCUAAAAGCCUUCCCAUGUUGCCUGGUCACCUACUCCCAUAAAGUGUGGGCCUUGCCUGGAAAGAAUGUUAUCACUGUCUUGCUCACAGGAACAGCCCUCUUAAUCUGAGCCUGCCUAUGCUGACAUAUCCAGUAUUGGGAAACUUCUUUGAUGCUAAACUGACAGUGCUUUGUUCUAUAAUACAGAUGGCUUGGGGUAUUUUGGCAUUUCUUGCAGAGUGCUUCUGAGGGACUUGGCUGUGCCUCUCUUUGACUUAAGAUGUCCCUGAGACUUGGUCCUUGGUGUCUAGUGGUUAAAAGUAGGAUCUCCCGUCAUAGUCUGCUCACAGCAACACCUCAGACUCCCAUGUCCCAAAGUUAGCAACAAUUUUGCCAUUUCUAUUAACUUUCACAAAGGCACCUCUAAAUAUCCAUAACAGAAGUUACCCCAGUUCUGUCUGCAGUGACCACCUGUGGUCCAGGCCAUCUAAACUGAGAGGGGAAGAUUCUAUUCUCAAACCUUUAACAAUAAGAGUGAUUCUUUUAAGCUGGGGUGGAGUGUAGAUGAAAAGCCAGCCAUCAUGCUGUGGCAGGGGUGCUGGAUGGGUACAGAGAUUUUAUUUAGACUCAGCUAAAUUGUGUGAUAAGAGCUUCAGGUGUCCAAGGAGCAGGACCUCACUUGCCCGUAUAACCCAGGGAGCAGGUACUGUCUAGUAUGCUAUCAGCCUGAGAGUGAAAGUGGGCAUUCUUUUCUCUUGGUUUUUGAAGAGCCUGUGUUAGCUAAGUACACUUGGCUAUUUCCUCCUUGGGGUCCUGUUCCUGCUUACACCUUGUGGCUAUUUAGCCCUCAGAGUGCCCUGUAUCCUCCAUUUGUACACGUAAGAGUGGCUUCCUGCCUGUCACACCUGCCCUGCAUUCAGACACAGGGAAAGGCAUCUCUGAGGGCACUUAACUACAGGGACCAGAGGACUGAGGCUUGGCUUGAUUAGACCACAUGACUGGCUGUAUAUGGGAGAGUCCUUUGUUGCUUCCUUCCCUGGAGAGCAACACUACCUCCUGGACUUUACCAAGCACCACCCUAACCUCCAAAUUUAGGGUUCAGCUGAGCUAGUAGUGGGUGGCCACCAUGACUGCCCUAUGCUACAACAGCCAAGCUCUUCCCAGGUCACCUUUGUCCUUACUGCCCCCUUUUUCUUGAUUUUUUUUUUCUUUAACGAACCAUGCACAUUCUUUUCUUUCCUUGGCUUAAAUCACUUCAUUUUUUCCAGUCCUCCGUAGAGCUGUCACCCUGUAUGCAGGUGCCUUACUUUGUAGGACAGGAUGUGGGUGUCAGUUUGUACAACAGUGUGUGUGUGUGUGUGUGUGUGUGUGUGUGUGUGUGUGUGUGUAACAGUGACAGUAAAUGUAAAUGCAGGAUGUAUGUAAGGAGAGGAAGAGAUGCCCUAGUAGUACCUCUAGAAAUCAUGUGUCCAAGAAUGGCAAGGAUGGAAAGAAAGUUGAAGGAUGUUCUCUGGCUUCUCCUACCUAGGUACAGUGGACUGUAUCUCACAGCCCACUGCGCCCUGACUUCUCUCGGCAUCACGGAUGAAACUUAGCUUGGAUGAGUCAUUCCCACCUGUUUUUCUGUGCUCCAGCUGGGCAGUGGGCUCCCCGUGUAGAGCUGAGUCUCUCCACUCCAGGGAGUGGCAUCAUGGCUCAGCUGUCAUCCUGAGCUAAAACCCAUAGAUGCAGUAAAAACCACUUUGAGAAAGAUGGCUUGUGUUAGGCUGAAACUGAUAGAAACUGUACCUGCUGCAGCCCUCUUUGGGCCACCCUAGUGUUUGUGAUUCAUGCUUGAAGUAACCUUGCAGACAGUUGUGUGGCACAGACUUCCAGUGCCAGCAAGGGGGCCGUAAUUGUGUGCUUUCUUUAAAGAAGUUUAUGUUUUCUGAAAGCAAAAGAAUAAAGGAAGGCCCGUCAUUCAGAGACCACUGUGAGCGUUUUGAUGUAGAUCCUGUUCUCCCAUACUUUUUUUUGUUCCAGGGCUGGGAAUUGAAUUAUGAGGUUCAGGAGUGCUAAGCAAGUGCUCUACCACUGAUAAGCAGUCCUUGUUUGCUUUUUAAACCAAACUGGGAACACAUACAUUUAUCAUUCUAUAUCCAGCUUUUUCACUUGACAUUUUCUCUUAAGCAUUUCUCCAUGCCAUGAGUAGUUCUUCAAAAGCAUGUUUCUGAUAAUUGUGGAUUCAAAUGGUUGUAAAUUUAUAAGUUAUCCAAUUGUUUCCUUGUUGUAAAACAUUCGGAUGGUUUUUGUGUUUGCUUUGUGUUUUGUUUUUGCUAUUUAAAUAAUGCUGUGGUCAAUAUACUUAUAAGUCUUUGAUUUUUAUUCUGAUUUUACCCCUUCCUCACAUACCUGAAGUGGUAUUUUUGGGUAAAAGAGUUUGUUCAUUUCACAGCUAUUCUUCCUUGGUCUGAUGUUUAGAGGCUCUGCGUUCCAGUUACAAACCUUCCUUGUGUCCUACAGAUUUUGAAUACAUCAAUUCUUGCUAAGCUGUGUGUUCCCAAGAAAGUUUGACUAUGACUGCUUUGUUUUAAUGCUAAAAUGUCAUUACUGCAGAUUCCUUUGUGACAGGUUUUUUUCCAAAAGCCAGUUUCUUCAUUCUCAUUGCAAGAAUCUGCUCCUGCAUGUUACUUCUUUUCAUCUCUGCUGCUAAGGCUUCCAAGUGCUCCGUGAGGUUUUCAGAAUCUUGUACUUUGUGUCCACGAUGGUACUGAAUCUGCUUCUACACAGUCAGCAGAGAUAAAGUGUUGAACUGACCUUGCCACAUGCCUAAUGGGUAAUUCAUAAUUAAGUUUAUAGACUCAGAAAUGCAUUUGGGCCAUUUGGGAAUCAUUAGCAAAGAAGAAUAACAGCUCUUCUUGGAAAAGAAGCCACACAGAUGAUUGGGUUUUACCAAAAGUACAGUUGUGAAUGUUCUUGUUCCACACCUCAGGUCUUGGUUCAGGACAGCACAGUGGCCAGGCUUUUUCAUUGCCAAGGAUGGGUAUCCCAGCUGAUGCUUAUGUAAACCUCCUUGUGUGCUGCAGUGCUGCAGAUAGCUAUAGUGCCCAUCCAAAUUGGAUAGUAUCUUUGUAUGUGUUGGGUGGUGCCUGCUGGUUCAAUUUGGAAACAUGCAACAGAGAUUUUCUGGGCACCAUACUCAGUGUUACUUGACUGUCAGAGCUUAGGGCUGGAGAUGUGCAGAAAUCAGUUUCCUGCCCUUCUCUGCCUCAAGACUUCUCCCCACUGUUCUAUAGACCCAGGGUGUUCUUAGCUGAUUCUUGCGUGGCCACAGCAACUCUGAGUAUGGUGAAGAUGCGGCCAUACACUUUUUCCAUUUGCUUUAAUGCAAAACCCAACAUAAACUGAUGGUGAUGCCAGUGGGUGUAGCACUUCUUGGGUAGAACAUAUGACAAGGGCAGGGACCACUCUCAAAACCUCUGAAGAUAACUGGCUUCUGGCCUCACACUUCAGGGUAUUAAGUCAGAGUGUGGAAAAGUGGCCUACGAAGGAAGCUGUUUCUGUCAAAAGCACUUUUGCAGUGGUGAGCAAAUGAAUUAGCCAAUAUAAGUACCUGAAAUUUCCCUGUAAUUCAUUUCUUCCAUUUGAAGAAUCCAAACUGUACAGAAGUUUUUACAAAUGGCAAAACUUCCCCUCCCCAUGUAGUCCACCCUAGUUUAAUCAUCUGGGUUAAUGACUGCAAAUGGGUCACUGUGCAGGUGAAAGCCUCCAUUAUGACCAUAGUGUGAUUGGACAUGCACAAAUUAAACACUGUUACAGUAUUUAGAGCUGCUGCGGCUGUUCCAUAGCCACGUACAGUAGGAUGAAUCAAUAGUCUAUUGCUGUCAUUCAGGUUGGUGGCAGUCAGUUAGAACAUGUGUAAUAUUCUCUACCUGGUCUGUAGCUGUAACUGUGAUGUACAGGCAAAGGAAAAAUUAAAAAUACUUAUGAAAACAGAUAAUGCAAUGAUACUAGGAUAUACACUUUUGUAUUUUUAUUCUUAUAUAAGGUUAUUUGCUGGCUAUUGUCGGCCUCUAGUUCAGUCUGUGUUAUUUAAAUUCUAAUAUAUGAAUUAUUUGGAUUGAAUUCAUGUUUGGGGCCACGUUGUUGUAUGUAUUGAUGUACAGCCUUGAAUGUGAAUAAUUAUUGUAAACUAUAUUUUACAACUUUUUUCCUGGCUUUAUUAUAUAAAUUUUCUAUUUGGUCAUGGUUUAAUCAUA